UGUUUAGCAAUUAAACAGAUGGAACCAAAUUCACAUGUUGUUUCUGGCGACAAAACAAGCAACAAGUAAUUUAUUUCAUCUAGUCGAAGUAGUCGCAAAUUCAAACAAUUAAGUCGUUUAGCAUACGCAGAACAGCAAAUGCGAGGGCCAAUGGGGCAAUAAUUCUGUGCCAGACGAUAGUCACAUAAUCAUGUCCAGCGAUAUGAAACCUUUCAGCUCGAGUUUAAAGCUAUCCGUAGCAGACGAAGACCCCAGCGAAGAUUCAUGCGGGGUGAUGUCAACGAUACAAUUGAUCGAGAAGUGUUCGAAGAAAUUGAAAGAAGCCGAAGCAACAAGAGAUACCGACACGUCCAAAUACGAAUGGCAAUUUUCCAGUGUAGACAGAGACAUCAAGAGAGAAUCGAUAUUUCUUCAUGUGGAUAGGAAGUCGAAGACUUUCUUCCUACCCUACAUCGUCGUCUUCGGACUGUUUUUGAUGGCUGCGUUGACGUCUGUAAUAUUCGGUUCGUGUUACUUUUCACAUUGCGCUUAUCUGCCCGAAGACGUGAAGCAAUCGCCGCUAAAAAUACUUGUGACAACUUUUUACAACGCCCUGGUUGACAUUUAUCUCGAACCAGUGGAGGUGGGAACCAAAUUGUAAUCGCGUGUACUCCACUCCUUAGGAAGGAAGUAUUAGUACACUCAUUUUGUACACAUUCUCCAGAAAAUUGAUAUCCUGUAACGCUAUCAUUGUGAACUUGUGUGACAAUAAAAAAAUCGUAAAGUA
Molecule: messenger RNA, 766 nt
Organism: Cimex lectularius (bed bug)
Lineage: Eukaryota; Metazoa; Arthropoda; Insecta; Hemiptera; Cimicidae
Exons: 2
Coding region: 191-640 (149 amino acids)
Source: RefSeq, a predicted model, not a curated record